AUAAACCCACGGGGAAUGGCGGGGACUCGAACCCGGGCGGCGAGGCAACCACGCGACGGACCACAGGCUGGAACCCGGACACUCGGACAGAUAACCCCGUGCCUACACAGAGGCCAGUGACCACCCCCCGCCCGGUCAGGCCGAGCCGCGACCCUCCGCGCACCACCACCAACACUGUGCCCUCUACCCGCUCCACCACCCCGAGGAGACCCUCAGUUGAUCCCACAGACCCCGACAAAGAUGGCGACCCAGUCCCCGGCUCGGACGGUUUCCCCGACGAUAACACGGUCAUCCGAGACGGCGACGGCCCCAACAUCAACUCUGGCGUCAUCGCGGACAACGGGGACGGCGCCAACGCCAACUCCGCUCUUUCCUUACAUAGCCAUUAUCUCCCCUGCCUGCUGACGGCAGUUGUCUCCCUCUCGCUUCUACUCCGGCUGGUCACGGGUCGGUAGUAGAGGGAGGAGGCCCGCCUAGCUUGUUUGUUUCCUUGUUGCCCAUUUCUUUGUGCUGUAAAGUAAGAUGUUAUGUUUGUGCAUGUAUGCGUGGGUGUUUGGGUUUUUGGAUGUGUGUGUUUGUUGAGUAAAAAUGCUCCCUCCACCCCCUGCACCCCCCAGGGGGGGGUCUGUGUAGGGGUAUUUGUGUGGGAAUGUUUGUGUGACGUGUGUGUGUCUAUCUGUGUGUCAGUACCUGCGAGCGAGAGUUGGGAACUGUACAGGUAGCAUCCCAUCAGAGAAAAGAGACGCGCACCGCAUUACGAUGGCUUCGUUCAGGGAACCUUUAAGCCACCAAACUUUACGAAUACAACGGUUUUCUUAUGCUAUGCCAUCUCUUAUGAUAUUAUCAAUUACCCUUUUUUUUUCUGUGACCCUUUUUUUCCCGUUUGUCCUGAUGAAGUUUUGUAUUUUUUGACAAGCUUUUUUUUUUAAAACUUGUUGCGAAAUAAUUAACUACCUGGUAUUUCGAUUACGAUCAAAGGAGAGAUAGUUGAACAAGAGGCAGUGAGACUCGGAGAUGGGAUUGAUUAAUCAUAUCCAGCAGGAAGGUAAGAAUCUGAAGAGCUAGUUCCAGUACGUUUGAUUACACCAUGCAUGAUGAAUAACAAUCUCAAGGUCAGUUGCUGAUGAUUGUUUUGGUUUACUAGGACUGGAGUUAUUUUUGUAUUUUAUUAAUUGCUUGUAGCAAAGCAAAAGCAUACAGUCAUACUGUUGCCGCUCCAUGUUCUGAGUCUUAAAAAGAAAAUAUACAGCAUUAUAGUGCUAUAUUAUAUUUAGUCAGAUUUGAAUUUUGAGAGCUAUAUCUACCAAAAUUUUUCUUACCUAAAAGUGAUUUGAAGUGGUUUGACCAUUUGUAGAUUCUACAAGUAGACAGUUAGAGACACCGUGAACUUCCAUUCUAAUGUUUUCUUUUUUUUUCUUUUUCAAAUAGGUUUAAGAUAAUGGAAUGGCAUGCAGAGUUGUUUAUGCCUUGCUUCUUUCUUUUUUCUUUUUCAAAUUCUAAAUUUAUGUUCGGCAACUGAAUGGCUAAGUUGUAGGCCUAGACCUCACCGAAGAAAUAACUAAUGUAUAUCCAGAGAUAUGUAUAGUAACAAAAAUAUAUUGGAUUGUAAGUAGAUUUCGUGGGGGGGUUGUGGUGACAGAUUAUCAUGGCAGAAUUUGUGAAAAAAUAUUUUAUUGAUAAAGUUAAAGAGGAAAUAAGUCCCCAUCUCUUCCUGUCCUCUGCCUUUUGUCCUUUAUCUCCCCUUGUUGAGUUACCAAAGGGAGAGUACCAGAGUUUGUUCCCCUUCUCCGACGUCUGUCUCGACUACCAUGGAUCUGCCUUUUGAAGAGCUGACUCACUCUACGUUUUGUGUGAGGGAGAAGAUUGUCCUUGUUUGGGAGAUUUUUUUGUUUUUUUACUCCCCAUGUUUUCAUAAUUUUGGUUGAGAUCUCCCUGUUGAACAGGGAAAUUUUCCUGGAUUGAGAUACACUUUACUACAAAAAGUGGGCGUAGAUUUUGUUGUUGUUGAUUUGGAAUUAUUUGAGGGGCUUUAUUAUCAUAUUUCUUUAAUUAAAAAAACGUUUUCUUUUUUAGAUUUUUAAAAAACUACCCCAUACUGAUUCAGUCAGUAAGGUGCGGUUUGACUUGUGAAUUUUUAUUUUUAUGUGUUGUUUCAUUGUUGUUGUAUAUGUUUUUUGCUGCUUGCGAAGUUGAAAUCCAUGUUUUUUGCUCUGAAUUGUAUUCUGGAAGUACUUGUUUACUUCUUUGCUAAUAAUUUGUUGUUUAUUGUUGACUGCAUUUGAUUUCUCUGGGGUUGCCUAUGAUGAGCUUCAGCUCUUGACUUGAUCAACAGAACGGCUACGUCAUCACCUCGGAGUUUGGAGGCUUUGGUCGUUUGGUUUUGGGGGUUUUUUUCUUUAAAUUACCCUCAACUUUCAAGAAGACUUGGGGGGGGGGGGGGGGGGGGGGAGGGGGAGGGA
Messenger RNA from Aplysia californica (California sea hare), 2459 nucleotides. Its product is annotated as ephrin-B2. Gene Ontology annotation, biological process: ephrin receptor signaling pathway; axon guidance. NCBI's taxonomy places the organism in Eukaryota, Metazoa, Mollusca, Gastropoda, Aplysiida, Aplysiidae. The record is from RefSeq and is a predicted model, not a curated record. Gene Ontology annotation, molecular function: ephrin receptor binding. Gene Ontology annotation, cellular component: plasma membrane.